Vigna umbellata (rice bean) is the source of this 801-nucleotide messenger RNA. The record is from RefSeq and is a predicted model, not a curated record. NCBI's taxonomy places the organism in Eukaryota, Viridiplantae, Streptophyta, Magnoliopsida, Fabales, Fabaceae.
AUGAUUAAAGGGGGUUACAAUUCCGUUGUUAAGUCUCUGAGAGAAGGAAUUACAAUUCACUUGAACCACAUUGUAACAAAUGUGUCAUAUGGUAUCAAGGAACCACGUUGUAACACUAUAUUUCUCGGUUUGUUGAGGAGGGAGGAGGAAAUUGGUAUGGUUGUUGCCAAGAGCGACAGCAACAGUGAACCUUGUACUUCAUACAAUUGUUAUAAAGUAGCAGCCUUGACUGAGACCAUAUUAGAGACAAGUCAAGUCUUUAAUCUAAAAGAUCGGUACGUUCUCGGGGAGCAAUUGGGUUGGGGACAGUUUGGUGUCAUAAGGCCAUGUUCGGACAAGUUAACAGGAGAGGUUUUGGCCUACAAAUCAAUUGCUAAAGAUAGGUUGGUUACUUCGGAUGAUUUGAGGAGUGUAAAACUUGAGGUAAAGAUAAUGGCUAGGUUAUCUGGUCACCCCAAUGUUGUGGAUCUCAAAGCAGUUUAUGAAGAGGAAGGCUUUGUUCACUUGGUGAUCGAACGUUGUGUUGAAGGAGAGUUUUUUCAUCGAUUAGAGAAGCAUGAAUGGUUUUCAGAAUCUAAAGCCAAGGUUAUCUUCAGGCACCUCAUGCAGGUGGUUUUGUAUUGUCAUGAAAAUGGGGUUGUUUAUAGAGAUUUAAAGCCUGAGAACAUUCUCGUAGCAACAAGAUCCUCAUCUCCUAUUAAAUUGGCAGAUUUUGGACUAGCAACCUACAUCAAGGAGCAUGGUCAAUGGAAGAUAGUGGAAGAGGAUUUGCCACCACCCAAGCCUCCAGACCUGAAUUAG